Molecule: messenger RNA, 1224 nt
Organism: Cladophialophora psammophila CBS 110553
Lineage: Eukaryota; Fungi; Ascomycota; Eurotiomycetes; Chaetothyriales; Herpotrichiellaceae
Exons: 1
Coding region: 1-1224 (407 amino acids)
Source: RefSeq, a predicted model, not a curated record
AUGCCACCUUCAUAUUCCCGACACGCCUACUUUUGUGAACUGAAGUUCCCGGCCGUCGAAACCGUCGACAUAUUAAACGGCAAAUCAAAUUUUCACCAAUGGCACUCUCAAAUCCAGCCCAUUCUGUUGUCUAAUCCCUUUUCUUCAGAUUUGAUGCUCGGAACCUGGACGGAACCUCAGUCCCCUUCAUCCUGGAACCCCAAACAGCAGGCAUCCUUUGACGAAGAACGCAGAGAAUGGCACGGUGCGAACAUGGCGACCUGUCGCUUCAUCCGCGCGACGUUGGCCAUGAAUGUGAGUCCAUUUGUCCGCCAAUAUACUACUGCAAAAACACUUUUCUUCCACCUUGUGUGGCUUUACGGAGAAGACGCAGGGAUUGAUUCUCAAGGUGGCCCUCCUGUACCUGCGAACGCUGAAACUCCAAACGCAAAGAAAGGCCGUGCCAGUCUUCUGGCCGCACUGGAAGCGAAAAGAGCCAUGGACUAUCUGCAACCUGUCUGCGCGACCCUCAAGCCAUCUGCUUCGACCUUCCCAGCUUACAGAACCAACAGCAGCAGCAACGAGGUUUCUUCCAUUUCUUCGUCGGCGACAGAAGCUCCUACCUCUUAUAACAAGUUACAGAAACCGCAAACCACAAAAACGGCAGAACCUGCGCAGGUGCCAGAGCAACAUGCCACGCUAGUUCGUUUGCUCGAGCGGUCCCGCGUGUCUCCUAACCCCAGUUUGGAAACCAUCCAUGAACGCGAUGAGCCCCAUCCAGGAAGGCGUGUGCCGUCCGGCUAUGCGAUAGAUUUCGACUACGAUCUUUCCAGGGGAGAUCGAGACCGGUCCGGCAGGAGCAUCAGCCCUUUUUCUCGGACUGACUCGGGCAGUGAAUAUGACGAUGAUGAGGUGCGCCUUCUCCCCGCGGAGCAAAUGACAAGUCCAUCACUGGUGUUGUCUAUAUCCAGGACCGCUGACUCAUGGGACCAGAAUCAGGAUGAGUGCCACCUCGAAGACAUCGACGUCGCUGAAUCCGCAUCGCGGCCAAAGAAGGGUCAAGUCUCUCAUCCGGACCUGGAGCUCAGGCCAGCAAAGACAAGCAUUACCUCCAUUCUAAAGACCGUCACGGCAAACAAAAAAGCGAGGAAGCGGGACAGAUUCUCCUUCUCGUUCCCUCUGCGCCGGUUAAGUACGGAAAGGGAGAAAUCCAGGAGCAAAGGCAAGGGCAAAGCGCGGGCUUGA